This is a messenger RNA of Heteronotia binoei (common prickly gecko), 3581 nucleotides long. It is a transcript of the gene AKAP1, whose product is annotated as A-kinase anchoring protein 1. NCBI's taxonomy places the organism in Eukaryota, Metazoa, Chordata, Lepidosauria, Squamata, Gekkonidae. The transcript is spliced from 10 exons. Bases 38 to 2323 code for a protein of 761 amino acids. The record is from RefSeq and is a predicted model, not a curated record. Gene Ontology annotation, molecular function: RNA binding.
UUUUGCCUCCUAGGUGUAAUUGCUGAGGAUACUCAAAAUGGCUCUCCGCUUCCGCACCUUACUACCUUUUGCCAUCCCCGGAGUGCUGGCGCUCAUUGGAUGGUGGUGGUUUUCAUCGCGUAAAAAGGAACGUGCCAGCAAUCACGACCGACAAGACUUCACCAGCUUGGAAGGAUGUAGGAUAGGCUCUUGCAAGGUGGGCCCCGACUGUAGGGAAGACGCAGCACCUUGCUCUAGAGAGGAGGCUGAAGCUGACAGCAGGCUUACUCUGCCUUCAGAAAUGGAGUGUUCUGCUAAAGUGUUGACUCCCAACUGUUCACCCCCUGCAAGGGCAGCCUCUUCGGAGCAGAAAGCUCAGAGCUUGGAUUCCUCAGGAGACCUUCCAGUCCCAGCAGGAACUACCACUGAAUCCGACAUGUUUCAGGACGACAGUAAAAAACUCGAUAUCGUGGUGGUGUCCCAAGGUGCACCUGGGUUUCCUGCACAAGAACCCUCCCUCAUCUCACAAACGACCAGCAACUCCCGUAGUGUUGGCAUUACUGCUGGGGGCAAGGCAGAUGCCAGUCAGGUCGGGAACCAGCUGCCAUUGGUGGAAUCACCUUGUUUGGAAGAGUCGUUGGGCAAUAGUUUGGAGAAGAAGAGAACUGGAGACUUAAGCUUGGACGAAGAGGAAGUUGAGAAAAUAGAGCAAGUAGCCAUUCAUAUAAUUUCUCAAGUCAUCUUGGCAGCCACCGAGGAAGUGCUUUCCAGUUCAGUCAGUGACAUGACGGACAGGCUUUGCCAAAUGGCAGCCAGCCAUAUUGAAAAACCGCUAGAAAGGGUGUCCUUGGCAGCUGUUAGUCAAGCGGAGUCCGGCAAGGGCCACGACUCUGUCUCUGAGAAGAAGGCGGCAGGCUCUGCCCCCCUGCUGGAAGAGAACACCCACCAUCACACCACGUUCUCGAGCCACUUGGUGCACGGCCUCUUGGCCAACCCAAGUCACAGCCGGCCCAGGGACUCCACUCGUGCUGAGCAGCUUGCCGGGGAGCCGGCCGUGGCUGGAAGCCAUAAAGAGGAGCUGAGAGAGAUCCCUGUUGCAGCAGAGGGUUCUGGCUGCAGCACAUGCGCCUCAGAAGAUGCGGCGAGCACAGAGGACCUUUUGAACAACAGCUCUUCUUCCAUUUCACGGCAACGGCUGGAUUCGUUGAACAUGUCCACAGCCAAAGACUCGGAGCAUAGUUCUGUACCGAGCAAGAAACCUCUAUCCCCCCCUGCACUUCCUGAAAACAAGGUGCCCUAUAGCAAUGGAGUGCUGAGAGAGGACUGCUUGGACUUGCGGCACGAGCAGCUGUGGCCGGCAGAAGCGGAGGCUGACCACUCCGGAGGUUCAGAUGUAAAUAGCAUGGAUUCUGUGGACAGUGGCUGCCAGAACGUGGGAGCUGAAUCAAAUAAGAUGGAACUUGUUAUCUGGGAGAUCGAGGUACCAAAGCAUUUAGUUGGCCGGCUGAUUGGUAAGCAGGGGAGGUACGUGAGCUUCCUGAAACAAGCAUCUGGCGCCAAGAUCUACAUUUCAACGGUUUCUUACGCCCAGGACUUCCAGAUCUGCCAUAUAGAAGGCUCCCAGCAAAAUGUUGACAAAGCCUUGGGUCUGAUUGGCAAGAAGUUCAAAGAUUUAAGCCUCACCAACGUCUAUGCUCUUCCCCCUCCUACACUGCCCCUGCAUUCCCUGCCAAUGACUUCCUGGCUCAUGCUUCCAGAUGGAGUGACAGUGGAAGUCAUUGUGGUUAACCAGGUCAACGCUGGGCAUCUCUUUGUACAGCAGCACACCCACCCCACGUUUCACGUCCUGCGCAGCUUAGAUGAGCAGAUGUAUCUCUGCUAUUCCCAGCCUGGGAUCCCGACUAUGCCAACGCCGGUGGAAGUUGGCGUGGUCUGUGCUGCGCCUGGGGUGGACGGGGCCUGGUGGCGAGCGCAAGUGGUUGGCUACUUCAAAGACUCCGACGAAGUGGAGAUCAGAUACGUGGACUACGGGGGAUACGAGAGAGUCAAAAUUGACACGCUCAGGCAGAUCAGGUCAGACUUUGUCACACUCCCUUUCCAAGGAGCUGAAGUCCUGCUGGAUAACAUCGUGCCCCUUCCAGACGAAGAUCACUUUUCAUCUGAAGCAGACACAGCAGUCAGCGAAAUGACGAGAGGCACGCCGUUGCUGGCACAGGUUACAAAUUACGACACCGUGACGGGGUUGCCUCUAAUACAGCUGUGGAGCAUGAUAGGAGAUGAGUUGGUGUCUAUAAACCGGACCAUGGUGGAAAGAGGAUUUGCAAAGUGGAUCGAAAGCUACUAGGAAAGGCUUUGCUGUUCUCCUGGCUAGUUGUUUCCCUUGUCCACUCCCCUGUGUUCUUUUUUAUCGCCUUUACGCGUGUUGGCACUCUUUUGGAAUUGGGUUUGGCAGUCCCUCCCGACACACGAAGCAUAAACUGCUGGUGCAUCUGGUCUAUUCCAAGGCGUCCUGACAAGUUAUGCAUUUCUCCAUCUGUAUACUUCAUCACAAGGCAGGGAGUUAAACCAUAAGCCAUACUGUAUCUCUGAAGCCUCGGGGUUUUUUUCCCUCUCUCUGACCUGGGUCCAAAAGGUAAAAAGAAAAAAGAAAGGAAAAAAAGAAAAAAAAGUAUAUAUGAAUGAAAAAUCCUGUCAGGGUUACGGAAGGAAAUCAUCAAGGAUUUAAACUGUGUGUGGAGCACAUCCCCAGUUGUCCAACUGGCUGCUGCAUUAACACUUGAAUUGCUCCUGCUUGGAAGCCAAAAUGUCUUCUGACCAGGGGAGAGAAGGGCUGGCGUUUUGGGGAGCCUGUUUCCCUGUGUUUCCCAACAUGCACUGGCUGUUCUCAGCUUUGGGGAGGCAGCCAGGAAACGAGUGGAGAGCCGCUGGUUCCGAUAACUAUUUUUGUUGUUGACUUGGUUUUUUAAUUAAGGCUAAGUUUGCUCAAGAAAAAGAAACUGCCAUUUUGCAGACUCCUUAAAUUGAUCAAAUAAACCAUGAUAGCAGCAAUCUUUUAAAUCCCCAGAUCAUGUUCAGACAAAAAGAAGAAAAUUUGAUUGCCAAGCCUGAUAGAUACAAUUACAAUUUUCUAGCUGUACAACAACUUAUGUAAAUAUAUAUAAAAAUAUUGUAAUAUUUUGUACAAGAAGGGGGGGGGGGAAACCACUGGAGAAAAAUUAAAAGGGAACGUAUAAUAUAAUCAACUCUUUUUCACCAAAAUGUCCUCUGUAGUUAGACCGAUUUGUCGUUAAUAUUGGUACAGUGAAGCUCUUGAAGGGGUGAGGGCUCUUUUAGCGCUCAUGUACUGGAUGGCAAUUUUGGCUAGCUUUUGCUGAAUGGAAUGAAUGGUAAUCUACAGACCCUUUGCUACUUACUACUUUGCUGUACAGAUCUGACUUUAAAAAAAAAAGAGGGGGGAUAACAUUUGGAAUUAAUGUUGCAGUGGUGUGUCUUGAUCUCUUUGCUCCUCCUUAGAUUUGUUUCAAAUAUGGAAUUUAAAAAAAAAGAAAUCAAGUAAUUUAAGUUAAUUUAAUACUAUUAAAACAUACAUGAAUUUAAACACA